Sphenostylis stenocarpa is the source of this 603-nucleotide messenger RNA. NCBI's taxonomy places the organism in Eukaryota, Viridiplantae, Streptophyta, Magnoliopsida, Fabales, Fabaceae. The record is from the annotation of a GenBank genome assembly.
AUGCAAGCUAUGGAAAGAGAGCCACAUUUGCUGGAAUUCAGUCAGUAUUUUCCUGAAAUUCAGAUGUCAAUUGAAAUGUUGGCAGUAGCUCAUUUGAGUAAUGAAUUCUCCAGUUAUUCUCAUGAAUUACUGUCGCAUUCUCAUCUUAUUUGUUGUGCUGUGAUCAAGUCCCCGUGGAUGGCAAUUCAUAUUUUGAUGGGGAUACUGGUCGACUACUGUGGGUUGAAUGUCUAUCCGGAAGGGACUCACUUUAUAAUUCUCUGGUUUGAGAGGCCAGACAUCAAUGAUGUCCAUGCUGGACCCCAUCUAGUUGAUAGUACAUCUAGGAGUCAUGAUCUACAGAUGUUGAAUACGUUCCAAACAAGUGCCCUAGCGUUGGGACUUAAGUACUGGAUACUGAUGAUAAAAGAUCUAUCUCAUUUUCAUAUCAGCUUAACAACUUCAGAACCUGACAGCUUAAGCUUAGCCUUUGUUCUGAUGGCUGACGGAAUCUGCGUUGAUACACUUCCCAUCAUUCUGUGCAUACUAUCCUUUCUUCCACUGUCCUGGGCUAUUCUGUGCGCUUUUAGCUCCUCUAUGAAUGUUAGGAUGUUGGAAGUUUGA